Manduca sexta (tobacco hornworm) is the source of this 4244-nucleotide messenger RNA. Its product is annotated as organic cation transporter protein. The transcript has 8 exons. Lineage: Eukaryota; Metazoa; Arthropoda; Insecta; Lepidoptera; Sphingidae. The coding region runs from base 176 to 1834 and encodes 552 amino acids. The record is from RefSeq and is a predicted model, not a curated record. Gene Ontology annotation, molecular function: transmembrane transporter activity. Gene Ontology annotation, biological process: transmembrane transport.
GCAGUGCUUCGUCGCCGCUGCCGUAGCCCGCAGGCCGCUGAGCUGCCACACCUCCAGUCAGCUCACGUGCGUCGGUACUCGAGGAGGCACGUCGGUUCGCGAACUCAUCACCCAGCUAACCUGUGAUUUUACACAUCAGUGAUUUUGCCAAAUCGCGCCGGAACCAAGCCGCAGCAUGGCCGACGCGGAGCGAAAGGUGGGAGCGAGGGGCGAGCUGGCGUGCGGAGUGGACGCGGAGAGCGUGCUGCUGCAGCUGGGCCAGGCGGGCCGGUUCCACUUGAGGAUGUACGCGAUGGUCGCCUUCGCCGCGAUCCAAGUGGGCUUGCUGCACACCACAUACAUCUUCCUCGCCGCAGACGUGCCCUACAGGUGCAUGGUGCCGGAAUGCGAGCUGUCCAAUACCACUGUGUACAGUCCGACGUGGCUGGAGGGCGCGUUGCCGCCCGAGGGUCGCGAGCGCCGCUGCAGCCGCCGCGCGCCUCUCUACGACCCGCCCUGCGACCACGACACACCUUUCAGCGAGGAGUUGCAGCUCUGUGACAAGUGGCUGUAUGGUGCUAACAACACUAUUGUUGCUGAGUUCAACCUGGCGUGCCAAGAAUGGAAGCGGACCCUGGUGGGCACCAUCCACAACAUCGGCAUGCUGGUGUCGUUGCCCAUCUUCGGCUACAUAUCUGAUCAUUGGGGCCGAAAACGAGCUCUGAUCCUAAGUUGCACGCUGGUCGGCGUCAUCGGCUCGCUGAAGGCAUUCUCCAUCAAUUAUGAGAUGUACGUGGUAGUGGAGUUCCUUGAGACCGUCGUCGGAGCUAGUGCCUUCCCUGCCGCCUACAUCCUCACAAUCGAACUUCUAGGCCAAGACAAGCGAGUCUUCACAACAGCUUUUCUAGGAAUAAUGUUAGUAAUCGGCGGAAUCAGCUUCGCACUCCUAGCAAAGGCCUUCCAAUACUGGCGAACGUUCAUUCUGGUGGCCUAUCCACCUUCUUUACUCUUCCUUACAUAUAUCUACCUUCUGCCAGAGAGCAUUAGAUGGUUGCUAUCUAAGGGAAGGAAGGAGGAAGCCGUAGAAAUAAUUAUGAAGGCUGCAAAUCUCAACAAAGUGACGUUAUCGGACGAAACGAUGAAACAACUGACCGAGGAGAAGGUGAAGCCAGUGGAAGAGAAGAAAGGGAGCCCUGAAACACAAGGAAUUUGGAUGCAAGUGAUGAAGUCGCCUAUAAUAAUGACGCGGCUCGCGAUCUGCUCUUGGUGGUGGAUCACGUGCACAUUCGUGUUCUAUGGGUUGGCGAUCAACUCGGUGUCACUGGCAGGCGACAAGUACACCAACUACAUGCUGGUGGUGGGCGUGGAGGUGAUUUCGGUGGUCACCAACGCGCUGGUGCUGGACCGCAUCGGUCGCAAGCGGACGCUGCUCGUCGCGUACAUGGUCUGCGGCGUCGCCUGCGUCGCGAUACCUUUCGUGCCGAAAACUUUGCCAUGGUUGGCGACGCUGCUGUACUUGGUGGGCAAAAUCGCCAUCACGCAGGCAUUCAGCGGCAUCUACAUGUACACGUCGGAGCUGUUCCCCACGCAUGCACGGCACACGCUGCUCGGCUUCUGCUCUAUGGUGGGUCGCAUCGGCUCCAUCGUGGCGCCGCAGAUGCCACUCUUGGCAAUCUACGUAGACUGGCUGCCGUCAGUGCUGUUCGGUUCGACGGCGCUGGUGGCGGGCGGCCUGAUGCUGACCACGCCCGAGACCCUCAACACGCGGCUCCCGGACACCAUCCUCGAGGCGGAGCAGCUCGCCAAACAACACAAGAAGCCCAGCGACGAUAUGCAGAUGACCAGGAAUCUAUAACGCAUGACAAAAUACGGGUUUAAAUUAUAAUGAGUUAGUGCUUAGUUAGGUAUCUAGAAGAUAAGAAAAGGACAUAAUGAAAGAGAUAUGUAGGUGCUCUGAAUAAUGAAUAGUAUCCUCCAUUCCAGUAAAUGUUAUUUAUUAGCACUUGAUUACUCGCUGUGUUAUUUUCUCUCUCGCCAAUUAAUUUAAGAAACAAACUAGCUUAUUUAUUUUUAUAAAUUACUAUAAACGGAUUAAAUUUAGUUCAAUAACCUUUAGAAUAAAAAAAAACAUCUUCAAAUAGAUCACUCUGUAUUUAAGACUUAAUUUAUUACAUACUACUUUAAAAAAUACGACGACUAGAAGUUUUAACUACGAAUUAAUUGAGGACCAUCCAAAGAUGUUAUCUACUCAUACAGUAUCAAUCGAUCGAUGUAACUAUAUUAUAGUACCUCUAAUAUUAUUAUUAAUCAAUGCGUCAGCAAUAUGCCAUGUAUGUAGACUUAUCAAUACUUAGGGCUUAUUCCACAACUUCUGAGCAAAUGUUACUUGUUACAUAAAUAUAAAAUCCGACCAAAUACAAACAGCACUCUCUCACCCAAAUAAAUUGUAAUAAAAUGAGUACUAUCUAAAUUAGCUGUUUAUUAUGAUAACUGUAAAAUAAAAUUUACUUGAAACUUGUGAAACAGGCCCUUACUAAUACAAAUGAUGUAUAAGAAGGUAAGUCUACAUGAUUAUGACGAUGUACCAAUUAAUACAUCACAUUUGUCAACGUUUAACUUUAAGUUAGUUUUGUUCAAACUAAAACAAUAUUAAAAGAUUUUCCCAACAUCGUCUUUCGAAACACAAAUCAAUUGAUCGCAGUCAAAACAAAAUUAAAACGGUUGUCGGAGUUGACUUCAUGUUGUUUACACUAGUGCCAACAAGUGAAUCAAUGUUUAGAUAAGCUCGUAGAUAAUAUGUGUCUCAGGGUGUUGAGCGCAGUUCAGUGGUUGCUUCAGAGUGCUGAGCUUCCACUGUUUAUUAUUCGUUGUGUUUAUAUUCAGGCGGUCAUAUGCCCGUCUCGCAAUCUUGUUUUAAAACAGAAUAUAAAUUUACUGGGUCUUUUGAAUUUCCAUCCAAUCCAAAAUAUUAAUUGGGUAUAUAGAGUAUUACUUCUGUGCGAGUGUUUGAGUGUCAAAUAGCCGGCGCUUGCUACGCAGGCGAUGUUUUGUAUUGUAGAAUGAUGGGGUCGCUUAGCUAAUUAUGAUGUAAAGCAAAACUUUGUACGAGGGUAACCAGAAUUUAUGUCACCAGUACCACGCCAUACUAUGGUGGGAUUGGGCAUUUAAAACACGUUUUUAGCAGCCUCCUAAAUAAUUUAUAAUAACAUCAAUACCAGUUAAAUUUGUUUUAAUAAUAUUAACAAUACUUGUACUCGUAGUGACUGCUCGCUUCGUUCUUAGUUAUUUAAGUCCAUCCAAUGGUUGUCUGGAAGAAAUCGCUGACUGGGAUAAGCCCGUCAUUUGUAUUUCCUGUACGUUCAUCAUAUCUAUUGUAUUGUUUACUUUCCUAUACGACUUGAUGUAUAAUAAAUAGUAUAAAUCAAUCAAUAACUAGACAUGCCAUAGACAUUUCAUAGCCAUCUGGUGAGCUUUAUCCUCAUUAUAGAGUAUGGCACUGUACUACAUUCGACACGGAUAUUUGAUUAUGUCUUUACUACAGUAACACUCUCAAUUGUUUCAAAGGGUUGCGAGCGCCGAGAGCGCUCAGCCAAAAUUCCGAUGUGUUGGAUGAGUCAGACCUUGCUACGCUAACGAACGUAGGGUCAUGUAAAAAGAACUUUGUUGUUAUGUGAUGUCAUUUAUCCUAUUUAUAAUGAUAAUAUUGUCAUUGAGUUAUGGUAGUUUCACUUAAUAUAUAGACUUACCAGUUGAUUCAGGUACAAUACGCGCCAUCAUACGACUCAAUACGUUUGCAUAAUUAAGAGACAACAAUGAUUUUGUUAUAUAUUCUGCUAAGAUUAUUUCUAUCUAUUCAUUACAUUAAUUUAUUAUAGCUAUGGGAUUGUGAGCACUCAGGUCAUAUGACUCAAGCAUAAAUAUUUGUAAAUCACGCAAAAAAUUGUCUCAAUGCAAUUCGAAAUUUAUUUUCAUGCGGUUUUUUUCUCGCUGUAUAAUAAUCUAAAUAAGCAGACCAUAUUACGAGAUAAGUUUGAUGCAAACUGUUUGUCUGCCUACCCUUUUAAUUCUGUGAAUGUUAAUUUGAAUGAAUUGAAAUUCGAACAUGUUUAUUGCUUGCUGAUUUAUAGUGUUCUCCCGAAUGUUUUAAACACAUUCCGUGCAUACAUUCCGCGCGGUAUUUUUGUAAGCGGCGCGUAAAGUUUGUUCCAAUUAAUGUAAUGUAUUUAAUUCUGUAACUUAUGUACAUAUUAAAUGUUAUCUUGUAA